AUGCAAUCCGCUCUAAUACAAGCAAAGAUAUAUAUAUAUAUUUUAAAGUUUGUUUUUACGUAUGUAAGCGAUUGAAUUCUACAUCAUUUGUGCGCUUUAUUUCUAGUGCGUUGUAAACUGGAAUUAGAAAGAGAAAAAGUGACAUUGAAUGUGGUUUCAAUGUGUGUUUGACUGAAGUCUGUUUUUACCUUGAAUUAAAAAUGCCACGAUACGGACAGCUUGUCAUGGGCCCGGCAGGGAGCGGAAAGUCCACAUACUGCAGUAAUAUGGUGAAGCAUGCUGAAAUGCUGAAGAGAACAAUCCAUGUUGUGAAUCUGGAUCCGGCAGCUGAAUACUUUGAUUAUCCUGUGCUUGCAGAUAUCAGGGAGCUCAUACACCUAGAUGAUGCUAUGGAAGAUGAAUCUUUGAGAUUUGGACCAAAUGGGGGUCUUGUGUUUUGCAUGGAGUAUUUAGCACAAAACUUUGACUGGCUUCAAGAACAGCUGGAAGAAGUUGAAGAUGAUUAUAUCUUAUUUGACUGUCCAGGUCAGAUUGAGCUCUACACACACAUACCAGUGAUGCGGCAGUUAGUGGAUACUCUACAGAAAUGGGAUUUUCGGAUUUGUGGUGUGUUUUUAGUGGACUCUCAGUUUAUGAUUGAGCCAUCCAAGUUUAUAUCAGGAAUUCUGACCGCCUUAUCCACAAUGGUGAAUCUGGAAACACCCCAUGUAAACGUCAUGACAAAAGUAGAUCUCCUCAGUAAAAAGGCCAAGAAAGAACUAGAUAGAUAUUUGGAGCCAGAGUUACCUGUGUUACUUGCAGAAGAAUUUGAUGAUAACAGAUUGACUAAAAAAUUCAAAAAACUUAAUGACUCUAUUGCUAAAAUGAUCGAUGACUACAGUUUGGUAAAAUUCCUGCCAAUGGACAUUAGUGAUGAAGACACCAUUAACGAUGUUCUUGUACAAAUUGACACAGCCAUUCAAUAUGGAGAAGAUUUUGAACCAAAAGAAAUACCUGACAUGGUGGAUCCUGAGGAAGGGCCUGAUUGGGACAGUGGGUUUGAUGGAUGACAGAAAAUAUCACAAGCUCGAGGUCUUGCUGGUUAGGCCAGAGAAACUGCAUGGAUAUUAGUUAUAUUCUGUUUUUACAUGUUGAUGACUGACAGACCCAGGAGAUGUAUAAAUGUGCAUCUCAUUACUUGUGAAAUUGGUCAAUGUGAAACACUGAAUUGGAUUUCUUUGAAGAUUCUGUUUAUUUAAAAUCACAGAAUGUCUGACCUGAUUUAAUUAUCAUUGUGGCACAUGUAAUAAUAUUCAUACGAUUUGAAUGGUUUAUCUAUGUCAAAUGACAGUCACUGUUGAUUAAAACAGAAAGAUUGAAUACAAUUAA
Molecule: messenger RNA, 1368 nt
Organism: Ostrea edulis (European flat oyster)
Lineage: Eukaryota; Metazoa; Mollusca; Bivalvia; Ostreida; Ostreidae
Product: GPN-loop GTPase 3-like
Exons: 8
Coding region: 201-1049 (282 amino acids)
Molecular function (GO): GTPase activity
Source: RefSeq, a predicted model, not a curated record